Messenger RNA from Entrophospora sp. SA101, 1272 nucleotides. NCBI's taxonomy places the organism in Eukaryota, Fungi, Glomeromycota, Glomeromycetes, Entrophosporales, Entrophosporaceae. The record is from the annotation of a GenBank genome assembly.
AUGUUUAAUAAUGGAUUACUUGUAGACCAAUCCAAAGAUGUUUAUGUUGAAAGGUUAAAAGAAGCAGUUGCAAUUCCAAGCGUAAGUGGUGAUUGUCAAUACCGAGAUGAUGUAUUUAAAAUGAGCGAAUGGCUUGUUAAAUUAUUUCAAAAACUGGGUGUUAGUUACGAAAUUGCUGAUAUUGGUACUCAUCAAAUGGCAGGAAAGACUUUAAAGUUACCACCUAUUUUAUUGGGUACUUAUGGAAAUGAUCCAAAGAAAAAGACUAUCCUUGUUUAUGGGCAUUAUGACGUUCAACCUGCGUUGAUUGAAGAUGGUUGGGAUUCAGAUCCUUGGAAACUUACUACUGAUUCUAAUGGUCGUAUGGUAGGAAGAGGCUCUUCGGAUGAUAAAGGACCAAUCAUUGGAUGGUUAAAUGCCAUUGAAGCUCAUCAAAAAGCAGGAAUUGAAUUUCCAGUGAAUUUGAAAAUUUGUUUUGAAGGAAUGGAGGAAAGUGGAUCAGAAAAUUUAGACGAAUUGAUUGCUAAAGAAGCAAAAAGAUAUUUUAAAGAUGUGGAUGCAGUUUGCAUCUCUGAUAAUUAUUGGCUUGGCGUAACUAAACCAUGUCUUACAUAUGGACUUCGAGGAAUUUGUUAUUUUGAGCUUAUUGUAAGUGGGCCUGGUAGAGAUCUUCAUUCUGGUGUUUUUGGAGGAACUGUUUAUGAACCAAUGACGGAUUUGGUUUACCUUUUAAGUAAAUUGGUAAAACCAAACGGCGAAAUUCUAAUACCUGGAAUUUUAGACGACGUUGCAGCAUUAACUGGAGCAUUUUCUGCAUCAGGCGCUAAAACAGUCAUACCUUGCAGUGUCAGAGGAAAGUUUUCAAUUAGAUUAGUACCAGACAUGGAUCCUGAGCGAGUUAAAAAUUUAGCGGAAGAUUAUUUAAGAAAGGAAUUUGAAAAACUCGGAACUAAAAAUCAAUUUAAAUUAGAGACCUUACAUGGUGCAAAAGCAUGGGUAGCAAGUCCAAAUCAUUGGAAUUUUGUUGCUGCAUCAAAGGCUGUUGAAUCAGUUUAUAAUUGUAGACCAGACUUUACACGUGAAGGUGGAUCUAUCCCAGUAACUUUGACUUUUCAAGAUUUAUUAGGAAAAAAUGUUCUUUUACUUCCAAUGGGUAGAGGCGAUGAUGGAGCUCAUUCUACUAAUGAAAAACUCGAUUUAUCUAACUAUAUACAAGGAAUCAAAUUGCUUGGUGCUUAUUUACAUGAAGUUUCAGCAAUUAAAACUGAUUAA